AGAGACCAAACCCCACGACACAGCACACUUCACUUGCCAUUGUACAGUGACACAGAGAGAGAGAGAGGAACAGCAAAUGAAAGUGUGGAGUUGUCAACAAACAUCUACUCCCACACCACACCACACACACACAGAGGCCACAUAUAUAAAACCUCCCUCUCUCUCUCCCUUCCCUCUCUCUUCCCCAUCCCACCUCCCUCAUUAUUAUUUCUCAUCCCACAGUUUGAUUUUCAUUUUCCACACACAUCCCCCUCCCCCCAACCCAACAAACCCCAUCUCCCUACCCUCUCUCUCUCCCCCUGUAGGAAGAAAGUGUGUGUAUACACCCGAGAAGACAACAUACAUACACACAUGACGACAGCCGCCGCCGCCGCGGAGGAGGAGUGGAUGGAGCUCGCCGCGAGGGACGACCACGUGGUGGCGGAGCUGCUCCUCCGCCUCUGCCGCGCAGCGCCCUCUUCCAGUAAACCCGCCGCCGUGCCCGGCUGGACCGUGCGCCAGCCCAGGAGCGGAGGACCCAAGAAGAAGGACAACGACAACAAGAGGAGGACGAAGAAGACGCAGACGACGAAGCAGAAGCAGAAGCAGAAGCAGAACCAGCAGGAGGAGGACGGCGUGGAGCCCACACGCGCCAGCCCCACCACCCCGCUGUCCUGGAGCGGCGCCACCUCCACCAGCGGUGGCGGCGCGGACGGCCCCGAGGAGUCCAGCCGCCCGGCCAGGCCACCCUACAACGCGAGAUCUAAGGCUUCUAUGUUCACAGCAACGGCCACCUCCACGACCCCCAUGACAAAAAGGCCAAAGAGGAAAAAGACAUUAGCUGAACUUAAAGAUGAGGAGAGUUUGCUCUUGAAGGAAAGGAGAAACUUGAGACAUCAAUUGGCAACUCUGCGCCUGACUGUUGAACAAGAAAGGGCCAAAAAUGAAAUCUUUAAGCAGAAAAAGCUUGAUGUGCAAUUGCAGCAUACAGAAACAAUUGCGGCAAGGGACAUGAAAGCUGAAUGUGAACCUCGAGGAAUCUUACCUAAAAGUCGAGACAAUAUCAAUGUAGCCACUCAACAAAAUUCUCUGCCUGAUAAUAUUUCUGGGAUGACCGAAGUUGAAAGGCCUCAGGCGAUGUUUGAGCUUCCCGAUCUGAACCUACCGCUCGAUGAACAUUGUGGGCCCCAGGUUCUCAACGGAGCAAGCUGAGAAUAAAGAGCUGCAUAUAAGUUGGACGAAGUGCUUCUUCAGCCGAACUUAUGGGGUAAUAAUUUUUCCCCUGCUUCAUAGUCCUAACAUCUUAGGUUCAGUCACCCGUGACGGAGUUCGGGCUUUAGCCCUGUUUCUACCUUCUCAAUCUCCAGGAGAAAAAUCUCCAUCCUUGUGGAGACACCGAGAUCCUGACAAGUUAGAGUAAGUGAGACUUAUAUUCUUUACUUGCCCACCUCCAUAAUAGUUUGGCAAAUGACGAGCAAUACCGUGAAUGCUGCGGUGCGAAACGUACUAAUUACUGUUACUGAAACUAUACCUUUGUUCAGUUGCAUUGUUGUAUGGCUUUCUUUUUACUAGUGAAGAUUUGAUUCUGUUUAGUGUUGGAAUUUGAUCGUACUCGUUUGGAAUAUGCCCAGAUAUCUUAUUAGUA
Messenger RNA from Punica granatum (pomegranate), 1624 nucleotides. The record is from RefSeq and is a predicted model, not a curated record. Lineage: Eukaryota; Viridiplantae; Streptophyta; Magnoliopsida; Myrtales; Lythraceae.